This is a messenger RNA of Myxozyma melibiosi, 2422 nucleotides long. Its product is annotated as acyl-coenzyme a oxidase 2. Lineage: Eukaryota; Fungi; Ascomycota; Lipomycetes; Lipomycetales; Lipomycetaceae. Gene Ontology annotation, biological process: fatty acid beta-oxidation using acyl-CoA oxidase; lipid homeostasis. Gene Ontology annotation, molecular function: acyl-CoA oxidase activity; fatty acid binding; FAD binding. Gene Ontology annotation, cellular component: peroxisome. The transcript is spliced from 2 exons. The record is from RefSeq and is a predicted model, not a curated record. The coding region runs from base 124 to 2289 and encodes 721 amino acids.
CUGUGGCGGGGCGUCACAUGCGGGCCGCCCUUUUAUAUUUCCUUUCCUCAUCUACCCCAGACUCUCUCCACCUUCUACUACUGCCUUGUUUUUCUAUCUAUUUUUUCUUUUCCUCUCAUCAAAAUGAAGAACAGUACUUCAGAAUCGAGCGCGGGUCCCAGUACUCUGGCCCGCGUCUCCGCCGUUUCAGCCCAUCUCUCCCAAAACAACACCAAGGCAGACAACUCGAUACUCGGUCUCGGAAACCCGGUCCAGUCCAUGGCUGCCGAGCGCGCAGCCGCGUCGUUCCCCGUCCGCGAGCUCACAUACUUCCUUGAUGGCGGCGAGGAGGCGACAUUGGUCCGCGAACGCCUGAUGUCGGAGAUUGAGCGGGAUCCGCUAUUCCAGAACAUCGACGCCUACGAUCUGAACAAGGAGCAGCUGCGCGAGCGCACAAUGAAGAAGAUCACCCGGCUGGUGCACUACGUCGUGGCCGAGCCCGAGGAGGUCACUUACCAGCGUCUUUCCCUUAUUGGAGUCGUCGACAUGGGUCUUCUCACCCGAACCGGCGUGCACUACGGUCUCUUCUUCGGCGCUAUCCGCGGCUCAGCUACUCCUAAGCAGUUUUCCUAUUGGAUCUCUCAAGGCGCCGCUGAGCUCAAGGGAAUCAUCGGAUGUUUCUGCAUGACCGAGCUCGGUCACGGCUCGAACGUCGCGGGACUUGAGACUACUGCGACUUUUGAUGAAGGAUCCGACGAGUUUAUCAUCAACACCCCUCACGUUGCGGCUACAAAAUGGUGGAUUGGUGGCGCUGCCCACACUGCUACGCACACUGUCUGCUUUGCCCGCCUUAUAGUACACGGAAAGGACUAUGGCGUCAAAUCAUUUGUCGUCCCGCUCCGUGAUCCCACCAACUACGAGCUCAAGCCCGGUAUCUCCAUUGGCGACAUCGGUCGCAAGAUGGGCCGUGACGGAAUCGACAACGGCUGGGUUCAGUUUACAAACGUCCGUAUCCCACGCCAGUUCAUGCUCAUGAGGCAUUGCCAGGUCGACCGUCACGGAAAGGUCACGCAGCCGCCGCUCGAGCAGCUCACUUAUGGUGCGCUGAUCGGCGGUCGUGUGUCGAUGACCGCCGACUCUGCCCAGAUGAGCAAGCGGUUUGUGACUAUUGCGAUCAGAUACGCCGCCGUUCGCCGUCAGUUUACCGCCAAAAAGGGACAGGUCGAGACCAAACUGCUUGAUUACGCGCUCCAUCAGCGCCGUCUGCUUCCACUUCUUGCUCAGACUUUUGCCAUCCAGUUCUCGGCCGACGAGAUCUUGAAGAUGCACCGCUCCCUCCUCAAAAACAUCGACUCAAUUGAUCCCUCUGAUAAAAAGUCCAUGGGUGCUCUGAUCGAGGAACUGAAAGAGGUUUUUGCUACCUCGGCCGGUCUCAAGGCGUUCUCGACCUGGGCCUGCGCCGAUACGAUCGACCAGACGCGCCAAGCGUGCGGCGGCCAUGGAUACUCCGCAUACAACGCAUUUGGCCCCGCAUACGCCGACUGGGUUGUCCAGUGCACAUGGGAAGGUGACAACUCCAUCCUCGCUCUCUCGGCCGGACGCGCACUUAUUCAGCGCUACCUGCAAGUCAAGAAGGGCCGCACCGCGCCAGUUUCGACGGGCUACCUCAACAAGGCUGCCGAGCUUGCCAAAGCGACCGCUGGUUCGCGCAAGAUUGAUUCGCCUGAAGUUCUUGUCGAGGCAUGGAACGCAGUCGCGUCUGCCGUCGUCUGCAAGGCCGGAGCAUCGUUCGAGGCGCUCACCAAGAAGGGCAAGACCGCCGACGAAGCGUUCGAGGAGACUUCUCAGCAGCGAUUCCUCGCGGCGCGUAUCCACACGCGUGCUUCGAUGGUUCGCAUGUUUUACGACCGCAUUGCAACCGCUAAGCCCGAGCUCAAGGAAGUCCUCUACGACCUCGCGGCGCUGUACGCGCUCUGGUCGAUCGAGAACGACUCAGGCCUGUUCCUGCAGGCCGGAUACUUUACCUCUGCGCAGAUCGACGAGGCCAAGGACUUGACCGAGGUGUAUCUCGGCAAGGUUCGCAAGCAGGCCAUCCCGCUCACGGACUCGUUCAACUUUUCGGAUUUCUUUAUCAACUCGGCGAUCGGUCGCAAGGACGGCAACGUGUACGAAAACUACUUUGAGCUCGUCAAGAGACAGAACCCGUCCAAGCCGCAGGCGCCGUACUACGAGUCGAUCAUCAAGCCUUUUGUCGAGAGAAAGGAUGAGCCUGAGAUCGAAGUGGCUGAGCUAGAAGAGGACGAAGACUGAUUUUUGUCGUCAAACCGAUUGUUUUCACAUCAUUGCUGCUCACGAUUUUGUCGCAACGUCUUUUUAUUUUAUGUAUAUGGGUUAAUUAUAUGUUUUUUAUUUCUAUAGUAAAGAUGUUAAAUAGAGACUUAUU